Xenopus tropicalis (tropical clawed frog) is the source of this 1999-nucleotide messenger RNA. Its product is annotated as putative nuclease HARBI1. The transcript is spliced from 7 exons. NCBI's taxonomy places the organism in Eukaryota, Metazoa, Chordata, Amphibia, Anura, Pipidae. The record is from RefSeq and is a predicted model, not a curated record. Gene Ontology annotation, cellular component: nucleus; cytoplasm. The coding region runs from base 292 to 1752 and encodes 486 amino acids.
CAAGCACGUGGUUCAAUGAUGUCAUGGAGGGCGGAGGCUGUGAGUGCAGUGCCUGUAUGUGUGGCAGGGAGGGCAGGCGGUGGGAGGCUUAUCGGGCGUGCACAGGCGCUACAGGUCUAGCCCUCAUCUUCUCCUUACAUGUACAGAUGGAGGCAAUUCAGCCUUUGUGCAUACCUAUGCUCAUAUUGGGUCUGUGAAGAAUCGGCCAGGCCAAGCGUGUCAGCACAAAAUAGGAGGACAAGUUUAGAAGUGCACAUCUGAAAUGAAAGUUCAGAUGCUAAGAGGUGCAUCAUGCAGUAUAGGGUUACAGCAGCUGAAUCUGGGUAUAUGACUGAAAGAAUGGCAGAAUGCAGGCCCAGGCCUCACCCAGAGACAGCUGCCAUUCCCCAGAGGCUGUACCUGAAUGUAUUUGGUCUUUCUACACUCCAGGCUUUGUAUUCCCAUGCUAACCAAAGCUGCUUCCCUGAACACAUACACACCAUGCUGAACCAUAAGCUUACUGGGAGGAUCCUUUUUAUAAACAGAAGCAGUUGCACUGACAUUUGUUCCAUAAUGGAAGCUUUUGGGCCAGUGAUGUUGCAUUUGCUAUUAGCAGAAGAGGAGGAAGAAAGAGAGAGGAAGCAGCAGAGACAUAUUGGGCGGGCACCUGUACAAAGACCCAAGGAUAAAGCCUUGCCUGUAUCUGCACACAAGCAGCCAGUACAUGGCAUGAGACGGACUCCAAAGCCCCGUGUAUUUAGGGAAAGGACAGGCCUGGAGGUGUUUACAGAAGAGGAAAUUAUCCAAAGAUACCGACUCAACAGGAGUGCAAUUAAUGAGCUGUACGAACUUAUAAAAGGGGACAUUGACCCACUGACCCAGAGGAGCCAUGCUAUACCUGGCAUGGUGAAAUUGUUAAAUUGCCUACAUUUCUUUGCUUCCGGCUCAUUCCAGACAAGGACAUCCUCCAUCGGAGGGGUGUCCCAGUCAGCAUUUUCCAGAUUUAUGGGGCCAGUAAUAGAUUCAAUAAAAAAACAUUUGAAAGCCUAUAUAUAUUUCCCAAAAGACAAAGCGGGGUGGCAGAGGGUAAAGCGGGGAUUCUACAGGAUUGCUGGGAUGCCACACGUAAUGGGGGUUUUGGACUGUAUGCACAUUGCGCUUUCACCUCCUCAUGAAAGGGAGGAGCUUUACAGAAAUAGUAAGGGUUUCCACUCUGUCAACGUGCAAGUCAUAUGUGACUGUAAAGGCAAAAUUUUAAGUAUCUAUUCAGCUUUUCCAGGGAGCUCACAGGACUCUGUUAUUCUGAAGCAGACUUCUGUGUAUGAGGCGUUUGAGAAUGGAAAACUCACUGGUGGAUGGCUGAUAGGUGGGCCAGGAUACACGUGCCAACCCUGGCUACUGACAGCAGUGGCAAACCCUACAACCACAGCCGAGGAUUCCUUUAAUGAAGCACAUGCACGUACACAUUCUGUUAUUGAGCGAACAUUUAGCUCGUUAAAAAGCCAGUUCAAAUGUUUAGAUAAGCCAGGGGGUGUGCUACAGUACAACCCGACCAGGGUGGCAGAUAUCAUUGUUGUUUGUUGCAUCCUGCACAACAUCGGAAUAAAGCAUAAUGUUCUUGAGAACUUUGCUUGUGAGGCUGAUGAUGAUGAACUGGAAGCUUUGCUCUCUGGCGAACCUGAACUUGGAGACAAUUCACUGGCAGUUCAUAGCAGGAUAAUCAAAGAUUACUUCUCUGGUCAGUCCUCGUGGUCUCAGCCUGAUACAGGGUGAACAAUAUAUGUAUAUUCGCGCAGAGGAAUUUUCGUUGGAAAAGCACUGGAAGAAACAGGGCUGUACCAUGGGGCUCAGUCAUAUAGACAUUGGGCUGAAAAAUACAUCACUUCAAUAAAAAAUAUAAAUGCUGCGUCUGUUGUUGUUUACUGUUGCAGUAUUUGUCCUUAGAUAACUACAUAUUGCUAUACUAUAUAACUAUAGAUUUUCCCAUUUUGACAUAUAAAAUAAAUGACUGAAGUACCAA